Linnemannia hyalina is the source of this 1002-nucleotide messenger RNA. Lineage: Eukaryota; Fungi; Mortierellomycota; Mortierellomycetes; Mortierellales; Mortierellaceae. The record is from the annotation of a GenBank genome assembly.
AUGCUGGCUUCAAGAUCGCCAACAUUCAGACGCAUCUUUGAUGAGAUGAUUCUCGAAGACGCCUGGGGAGAGUCUUUUGAUGCAGACAUCUCCAGCGAAGGAGUAAGCUGCGGUCAAUUGGACGAGGACGACGAACUGGUCAGCUACAACAGCGAUUAUGGUUACCAGGACUCUGUCAACAUGUCCGGUGAGGACCGUGGACCCGAGUCAGAUGACGACGAGAGCAUGGGGGACGAUAGCAGCGUUUCUUCAUGGAACCAAGGCCAACGACGUCGUCGUCGCUUUCGUCGUGUACGGUCAGGAUCCGAAGAUCCAUCGGCAUUGGUAAAUGCAUUCCCGUAUCAGUUGGGUCCCAUGGGCUCGGCAAGGACGGAUCAGCCAUCUCCACUCUCAUCACCACAGGUGGAAAGGGCAGUCGACUUGAGUAUGGAACGAUUGAAUGUCCGAGUUCAUCAACUGCGUAUUCAAGACGAAUCGGACCAUGAUCAUGAAGUGAGGAGGAGGGGAACAGUGAGAUCGAGUCCAGGACUCGUGAGCGUAGGGGGAAAGGGAGUAGAGAAGGGAGAUGAAGAUAGAGCAGACGACGAGGGCGCAGAGGCAUUAUCGGAUGACAGAGAAGAUGGUAAAAGCAUCAGCAGUGUAGGCACAGAUGGCGGCUUACCUGAGCUCGUUGUCGCCUUUGCUGAUCCGGAAGGCAGCCACUUCAAGGAACUAUUGUAUUGGCUCUACACGGGAGACGGCAAUCGGUGGAUUCGAUUUUUCACGCCCGAGAACUAUGGUUCGAUCCUGCAGAACAUCCUUCACCUGAACAUUGUGACGAGAGAGGUACUCGAGAUCUGUAUUGUGUUUGAGGCCAGAACGCCACCAGAGCUCGGCCUCAGGGGGAUGGCUCUCUCUGUCCUCUGUGGACCUUCGUCCAAUUCGUUGUCGCAGCCCGAUUCGAAUGCGAACACAGAUGCAGCAUUCACCGCAGAGGCAGAGACAGACAUCAGCCCAACAUAA